Messenger RNA from Dromiciops gliroides (monito del monte), 1604 nucleotides. It is a transcript of the gene ROGDI, whose product is annotated as rogdi atypical leucine zipper. Gene Ontology annotation, cellular component: RAVE complex. The record is from RefSeq and is a predicted model, not a curated record. The coding region runs from base 85 to 948 and encodes 287 amino acids. The transcript has 11 exons. Lineage: Eukaryota; Metazoa; Chordata; Mammalia; Microbiotheria; Microbiotheriidae.
GCGGGGCCCGGCACUCGCGUCGGGUCCCGGGCCUAGGGGGACGGCCGGUGGCCGCUGUGAGUGACGCUUUCGGGGUUGGCCGUGAUGGCGACUGCUAUGGCUGCGACGGCGGCGGAGCGGGCAGUUCUGGAGGAGGAGUUCAGGUGGCUGCUCCACGAUGAGGUCCACGCCGUGCUGCGCCAGCUGCAGGACAUUCUCAAGGAAGCCUCUUACCGAUUCACUCUGCCUGGGACGGGAACAGAAGGACCAGCCCGGCAAGAGAACUUCAUCCUAGGCAGCUCCACCACAGACCAGGUGAAGGGUGUGCUGACUCUGCAAGGGGACGCCCUGAGCCAAGCGGAUGUGAAUCUGAAAAUGCCCAGAAAUAAUCAGCUGUUACACUUUGCAUUCCGAGAAGACAAGCAGUGGAAGCUACAGCAGAUCCAGGAUGCCAGGAAUCAUGUUAGCCAAGCGAUCUAUCUCCUUGCCAAUCGGGAUGAGAGCUACCAAUUCAAGACAGGAGCUGAAGUUCUCAAGCUUAUGGAUGCAGUGAUGCUGCAGCUAACCCGAGCACGGAAUCGGCUCACCACUCCAGCUACACUUACCCUGCCUGAGAUCGCUUCCAGUGGCCUGACGAGGAUGUUUGCUCCUGCUUUGCCUGCAGACCUUCUGGUGAAUUUUUACAUCAACCUCAAUAAGCUCUGCCUGACUGUGUACCAGCUGCAUGCUCUGCAGCCCAGCUCCACCAAGAAUUUCCGUCCCUCGGGGGGUGCUGUACUUCACAGCCCAGGAGCCAUGUUUGAGUGGGGCACCCAGCGACUGGAGGUGAGUCAUGUGCACAAGGUCGAGUGUGUGGUUCCCUGGCUCAAUGAUGCUCUCGUCUUCUUCACUGUCUCCCUGCAGCUCUGCCAGCAGCUCAAGGACAAGAUCUCAGUCUUCUCCAGCUACUGGAGCUACAGACCCUUCUGAGCGAGAGAAGCUUCUGACAAACUUCCCCGAUAAAGGAGGUGCCUAGCCCAUGGAUUUGAUCCCUAAGGAGGCUUAGCUGACUCCAGGAGGGAAUCCCUGGAGGGUACAAUGUAGACAAGGUGCAGCAUGCAGCUGGCUCUGCAUGGGCACAGCGUGUUAUUUAUUUCCCUCCCGGCCCCCAGGCUUUGAGAGGCCCUCUCUGCCCAUUAGAGUUGCAGGAAUGAUAAUGAACGCUGGAGAAGUGGUUCUAAGGCCAGAAUAGGACCUGAAUGGAAUUCUUCAGGUAGAGCUGCAUUGGGUGAUGGAGGCCGGUGCUGGGGAGCCCUGGGCUACUGGAGACUGGCUGAGGAAGCACAUGGUGAAAAUAGAAAUCCAAAGGUUGAGGCCCAAGGGCCAGCCCUGCAUUCCUAGCCCCAGCUUCCCGGAGUGUUGAUGACCUUUGGACCCAAAGGGAAGGAGGAGCAUAGGCAGAAGUGCUCCAGUUCUCCUCCCUUCCCCUUAAUGCCAGAGCUUCCCCUGGAAAUCCAGAGCCAUGGGGACAGCAUUCCAGGCUUAGGGGUGUGGAGAUGCAUGUAAAGGCGUGGCUGCCUGCAACUGGGAAUGUUGUUCUGUAAAGGUAUCAGUCAUCCACUGAGAAAUAAAGCAUCAAGACCCAA